GACAGGCCUCCCGCCGCAGGACCACUGUCCUCCGUCCACUGGGUCGUAUCGGCCCUGAGCCGACUAAAUGCCGUCGGAAUCUACCUGGUAGCGUCGCUGGCAUCGGUUCCUUCUUUUUCUUCAUCAUCAGUCUCUUUCCCUGCUCUCACUGUGCUUCCUAUCCCUAACCCCCUCUACACCCUCUCCGGUCCGUUCCUGUUCAUUGUUUUCACUAGUCGGGGUUCUUUUCAGGAAUGAGUAUCGCCUCAUCGACAUCCCUCCCCGUGAGGAGGGCACUGGGCUCUCGUAUGCGGUACUCUGCUCCUCGCCUCUCAUUAGGGUCGUCUUCUAUCCGACGAGCAUUCUCGACUACCCUUUCGCGUGAUGCAACCUGGGGGUUCAUCGGGUUGGGUCAAAUGGGCUAUUCUAUGGCGAAGAACCUGCGAGCAAAGGUUCCUCCUUCAGAUACUCUAAUUAUCCGUGACGUCAAUCCCGAAACGACCGAGAGGUUUGUUGCCGAGUCCAAGGAGCUGGCCAAGAGCAGUGGGGCGGGGGAAGAUGCCUUCAGAGUCGAGGUUUCUGCACAUCCCAGGGAAGUUGCUGAGAAGUCGACAGUGGUUAUCAGCAGUCUUCCCGAGCCACAGCACGUCAAAGAUGUCUUCUACAAUAUCUUGAAACCCGGAAAGCUUCCCACCUUGGAGGAGGAACGGUUAUUUAUUGACACUUCGACCAUUGACCCCCCAUCAUCUAGAGAGGUAGCAAAUGUCAUCCACGGGACUGGUUCCGGCGUGUUCGUCGACGCGCCAAUGUCAGGUGGAGUCAUCGGAGCACGCGCCGGCACAUUGACCUUCAUGUUUGGCGCCUCAUCAAACGGAGAAGUCGUGAAACGGGCAACGUCGAUCCUACUCCUAAUGGGCAAGUCCGCCCUGCAUCUUGGUCCACAGGGUUCCGGUCUAGCUGGUAAACUAGCCAACAACUACAUCCUGGCCAUUAACAACAUUGCAGCUGCAGAAGCCAUGAAUCUGGGUAUCCGCUGGGGUCUUGACCCCAAGGUCCUGGCUGGUCUGGUCUCCUCCUCCACCGGUCGUUCUUGGCCGAUGGAUGUCAACAAUCCUGUUCCUGGUGUUGUCGACACUGCACCAUCGUCGCACGGAUAUGAGGGCGGUUUUGGUAUCAGCCUGAUGAACAAAGACCUUAGAUUAGCCAUCGCGGCAGCCGAAGAGUCCGCUACUCCUCUGACUCUGGGUGCCACGGCUCGUGAGGUAUACAACGCCGCUGAGGAACAAUAUCGUGGUAAGGACUUCUCUGUGGUAUACAAGUGGCUUCUAGAUAAGUCGGAAUAGUGUGUGAGCAGUAUGAGUUGUGGUUGAUAGGAAAGACCCUCUUCAACCUGUCUUCAGUAGCCCUUUUUGGAUGAGUAAUAUCAGUGCAUAUUCAAUUUGACUGGAAUUAGCAAUCGAUUUAUGUCCACUACGCAAUGUCCGUUUUUAUAUAAGGGGAUGUUCAGGUCCAAGGGUAUGGUAACCUUAAGCAUUGAACCAGUCACCUGUUGGAAUCCGGUUAACUCCGUUAUCAUAUUCCUUACUUUGAUAGGAAAUUGGAACAAAAGCGUGAUGCUAUAGCGUAAAUAAUUUCAAGGUCAAAGAACGGGCUGAACAUUGAACAAUCUGAAUGAGACGACUUUUGGAUGGAUGAAGGUUAAGAGAUG
Molecule: messenger RNA, 1687 nt
Organism: Monascus purpureus
Lineage: Eukaryota; Fungi; Ascomycota; Eurotiomycetes; Eurotiales; Aspergillaceae
Source: the annotation of a GenBank genome assembly